UUUCUCUACAUCUUUCUCACCGCAGCGCUUCCACCAGUUUCCAACGUCGUCGUUGCUUUGUGGUGCUUCUCGCUGCCCCUGCUGCCUCUUUCUUCUUCUUCUUCUUCUUCUUCUUCUCCUCUCUUGAGUGUUAGAGGUAGUACGUUUUUGCUCUUUUUCUGUUUUCGUUGUCUUCGAGGGGUUUUCUGAGUCUAUCGAGUGUCUAAUUCAUCUGCCGGUGCAACGAGAGGGACGUCUUCCACGGCGAGUUUAGACUUUUUUAUUUUUUUAUUUUUUUUCAAGGAAUCUAGUGUUGCUGGGAGUGGCAGUGAUGGAUUAGGGUUUUUGGUCUCUUGCGUAGUGUUUUAUGCUAUCCUGCAGCUGUGCUGAAUGCUGAGGAACGAGUCGAGGAUCUUAUAGUGCGGCUUCAUAGCACUUGGUGGAUAUCUGGCGUGGAUCUAUCUCUGGGGUUUUAUUGGUUUGAGUACACCUCGUUUACCUUGUGAUAGUCCGUGAAGGAAGUGGCCUCGUUGCGUUAUUCUGAGAACGCCUAAUAACAGGUCGUAGAUAAGUGGGAAUCUGAAGUUCCAGUUCCAAAAUUUCCUGCAGCUAUUACUCACUUGUAGGGUUUGAGCCUACUAAUUACCACGAUAUCCCUUGAUGCUAUCGCGUAGUCGAGAGAGAACACUUUUACAAGAAUUUGAGUUCUACAGGGCGGGCAAGUUCAUCACCUGCUGGAACAAGUCAUUUACGACAGUGUACGCGUGGAGUUGCGGUCUCGAUUUAGGUGUAAGCGUGGGGACGGCUGUGCGGUUGCCGGCGGGUGAUUGAAUUUGUGCUGACUUCGUCGCUGCUAUUCUAUGCUUCCACAACCAUAUCUUUGUUAGAUGUGACUGCAGAAUUGACCAACUUUUAGUUGUGAAGCGGAGUUCGGGAGUUACGUGAAAAUGGAUAGAGGAAAUGCAGCAGCAGCAGCAGCCGAUGCAUUUUUGGCGGGGCUUGAGAAACAAGCAGCUGCCGAACAGUUGAAACAACAAGAAAUGAACACUUUCGCAUCCAAUGAAUACGUUUCUGGGGAUUACGGCUCUCACAACGGGCAUGACAUGGGCUAUGGCACCUACGGUCAGGGUGCAGCUCCAGCCCCAUGGUUACAGCAACAGUCAUAUGGUCAACCAGGAGCAUAUGAACAACAUCACUCAAAUCAGGCGCAAGAGUACUUCCAUCAUGGUUCUGCCGAAGUCAGUGGUGGUAAAGCCGGGGAAGGGAACAUUGCUGCUUAUGAUGGCUACAGUGACAUGAUUGGGCGUGUAGGUCCGAGCUACGGUCAGAGUAACGGGGCUGAUGAAGGCGGUACAGGAAUUAGCAGAAGUGAGGAGCAUAAACACUGUAAUCACGGAGCAGUUCCUGGGGAGCACGGUGGUGCUGACGAAGCACAAAAAGAAGGUGGGCGAGGGCUUCAAGGAGAGGGAGCUGUUAGCGAUGCGAAAGACGAUCAAAAUGCUGUCUCAGGUGGAGAUACGAGUUCUGGUAAGAAAAGGAGGAGUCGUUGGGGCCCUCAAGAAGGUGAUGGUGAAGCGAAUGAUAAUGAAGGGUCAGGGGGCAAGAAGCGGAAGUCCCGAUGGGCUGCAGAAGAACCGAAACUUCCAUUGCUUGGUCAAAUUCAGCUGCCUGAUUUUGUGAAAGAGCUUACUGGUGGAGUUGACCUGGAUCCAGAAUUGCAAGCACUCAAUAUUAAACUCCUUGAUAUCAACCGGAAGUUGCAAACUGGUAUGGUGCUUGAUCCCGUUGGUGAUGGAAAUCGCUCGCCUUCUCCUGAGCCUAUCUAUGACAACAUGGGCAUAAGGAUUAACACGCGUGAAUAUAGAGCCAGAGAAAAGCUGACUCGUGAGAGACAAGAAGUGAUUGCCAUGCUGAUUAAAAAGAACCCUGCCUUUAAGCCUCCGGCUGAUUACAAACCGUUGAAGCAUUACAAAAAGCUCUACAUACCAGUGAAAGAGUAUCCAGGGUACAAUUUCAUCGGCUUAGUCAUUGGUCCUCGUGGCAACACUCAGAAGCGGAUGGAAAAAGAGACAGGAGCAAAGAUUGUUAUAAGGGGAAAGGGGUCAGUUAAGGAGGGACGGUCAGCUCAAAAGAGGGACUUAAAGCCCGAUCCUUCUGAAAAUGAGGAUCUACAUGUUUUGGUGGAGGCCGACACAGAGGAUGCUUUGGAGAAGGCCGCAGGCAUGGUUGAAAAGUUAUUGGUGCCGGUCGAAGAAGGGAGAAAUGAACACAAACGAGCACAGCUACGGGAGCUAGCAGCUCUAAAUGGAACUAUACGGGACGAUGAGUAUUGCCGCCUCUGUGGUGAGCCUGGGCACAGGCAGUACGCUUGCCCUGCUCGGCACUCUACUUUCAAAAGUGAUGUUUCGUGCCGCAUUUGUGGAGACGGUGGCCAUCCAACUAUCGAUUGUCCUUUGAAAGGUUCUGCGCAGGGUAAUAAGAUGGAUGAUGAAUACAAGAACUUCCUUGCUGAACUUGGUGGUGGUGGUCCUGAUGGAAGCGCCUCACCUGCUGGAACUGGGGGUAGUGGUGGGGAGGUUGGCUCCACUCGUCAAUCAGGUCCCACGUUGGCAUUGACUGGCCCUCAAGGAAGUCCUAGCCUUUCAUGGACCGGAGGAACCACAGGUGUUACUAGUGUACCUGGUGCUAUGAUGACUCAAGGAGGGCGUAUUGGUCCAGGCGGACCAGGUCUUGGUGCACCAGGAGCUUCUCCUGCUGGAGGCUUCAAUGGAGGGAAUGGAAUGGGUCCUUCUAGUUUUGGGGGACCGCCAGGCCUUGGAAGUACUUAUCCAGGAGUUUCGAAAGGUGGGAGUGGAAAAUUUAACAAGGACGAUGAUGCUAAUCUUUAUGUGGGAUACUUGCCCAGCACAGUUGACGAUGAAGGAUUGGCGCGCCUGUUUGCACCUUUUGGUGCUGUGGAACACGCAAAGGUCAUUAGGGACCGUCUCACUGGUGUCACUAAGGGCUAUGGGUUUGUGAAAUUUUCUGAUCCGUCUUCUGCAACUGCUGCGGUGACUCACAGGAACGGCUACCGGUUGGAAGGUAGGGUUCUCGCUGUGAGAGUGGCAGGACCUGCGCCACCUCCCAGAGGUCUUGGUGGAGGAAGUGGAGGGCCUCCUCAAGGUGGUGAUCCCAUGGGAGGAGGUGGAUACCCACCACCUAUGCAAAGUGGUGGGCCUCCUCGAGGACCUCCAGGUAGUGGUCAUAUGGCCCCACCUCCAUGGGCUACUUCACCAGGUCCUAUGCCUCAAUACAAUUCAUAUGGUCCUCCUCCACCUGGUUCUAAUUCGUACGGUCCUCCGAUCAAUCAAGGUUACGGUCCUCCUCCCCAAGGGCAAGGUCAUCACGGACCUCCUUCCAGUCACUAUGGAGGGCCAUAUAACAGUUACGCUGGUGGACCACCUCCUCAAGGUGGACCUCAGGGGCAGCAAGGUGGUAUGGAUGUAGGAGUGCAUGGAAUGCCACCUCAUGGGCCUGGGAUGGGCAGUAUGCCACCAGGUGGGCAAGGGAGGAUUGGCCCAAGACCAGUGAGCACAGGACCCAUAGGUGGAGGAAUGCCAGGAGGUUACGGUGCUACUACUCAAUACCAUGGUUAUUACGCUCCUCCUCCACCAAAUACGGCUCCGCCUGUUCCUCCACCUCCUGUGUCAUCUAGUGGAGCUGCACCAGCCCCCAGUUGGGGUGGGAAUGUGGGUGUACCUCCGGUUUCAAGCGGACAGAGCAAUGCAGUUGAAUCAGAGUAUGAAAGGUUUAUGUCGGAGAUGGGCCGCUGAUCCUAUGAUUUGAUCUAACAAUGUGGUUACUCCUCGUUGAUGUGAACAACUUGGGGUAUUAACAUGUCUCUCAUGUAUCAUUGUGAGCCUACAAGAGAAUUGGACACUAGGUUGAAGGUUGGGUUGGGGUUAACGUGAACUUUGUCAAGCUAGUGGUCUUUGCUGCACUUAGCACCUGUCAAAUGCACAGGAUGGUUCGUGAAGUGCUCUGUGUGUCGGAGCGUCGUUCCUCCAUUCGACCUUAUGUGGAGAACUAUGGAACCAAUCUACUACGUUGGAGGCUGUGUAGAGUUGCAUCAAAAACGUGGUCUUUAUCAGAGUGACCAACAAGAGGAGAUGGGCUUUAUAGUGUUGCCUGGGACUGUAUCACAACUUCCCUAUCAGGUUGUGGGACUUGACUGGACGACCUCAGACUGGUAGAAACGCAAUUGCCUCAACUUCUGGAAGAUUGCUUUAAAACAGGUGCACGGAUUUGUGCUGCAAACGGAACCUUCCGGAACCUUUUUAUGACAGGAAGAUAUAGAAGACUUGCUGCAGAGAUGUUCUAACUCGGUACAUUGGCGUGGAUCCUAACGUGGUGGUUCUGUGGAAUAUUGAUGCUGAAUGUGGGCAGAUCUUUAUUGGAAUGUCUGUUCCUGCUAAUUUUUACAUUACACCUGCCUUGUUAUUUGAAGUGCAUAACGAUGUAGGUUGCGGCAAUUUGUUAUAUGUAGUGUUGAGAAUGUUUAUGGCAGCUGUGCUGACGGAAUUUCUAUCGCAGGGCUGACGUUUAGUGUUGAUAGGAGCUCAGAGUGACUCAAGCUAUAGCACUAGGUUGUCCUGUUGACAAUAAGUUCAUACCGAUGUUAUUUCAGAAGUUACAUGUUUUUCACAUGUUUAUCGUGUGAUACUAACUUUCAUGCUUAACGUGGUGCUGGCAUCCUCUUUGUGAAUAUCAAGCUGGGUUAAGUUAAGAUUGUUUCAUGCUGAAUGACGUAACAACUGCGGAACUUAUAUUAUUAGUUUGAUGGAACCUCGAGUGGCCCUCAUGUCUUUGAAGGUUUUGAUUCAUGUCUUCCAAUGCCUUAUAACAUUCCUAACUAGUUGUUUAUGUCCAGGAUAGUAAUUAUCUCCUUCAUGUCUUCAGGUAUGAACCGACAGAUCUACUCUUCCAAUCUACAGGAAGCUUGUGAUGUGUAGUUUUGGCAUGUCUGUUUUUUAAAAGGAGUUGUAGUCUGUGUUUCGGGGUGGUGUCUGAUGCCUUGGUGUGUCCACAACUAAUGUAUCUGGUAAUCGUGUCGUGAUUUUAACUUAUCCUUGUCCACAAGUGGGAUUAGAAUGGUACACUUAUGAGGUAAAUGAUUUGCAUAUAACUGUUACCCUGAUUACAUGACUUGUCUAAAGAUAUUACUUGGUGAAGCACAUGUGAAGUCAUUUGCGAUAUGAAGUAGGUAGCACUAGUGACCAGAGACUUCAAAAAAUCAGAAACAGAAAGCCGAAUGAGUUUCCCAGGAUCAAGGGCAUCGCAUAGCAUGGUACAAGAAACUUAGACUGGAUGUUCGAAGUUGUGUUUGUGGGAGGCUACAAGCAUCAUAAAUAAUAGAGCAAUGGUAAAGAGCUUAGCCAAGUCUAGAACUACGUGGUUGUCAUAGGAUCCUACAGAAUAGGACGACAGAAAGCAGUAGUAAGCAGUUAUAAUCUGAUAUUCGUCAAACUAUUGUCUGUUUCACUUGUAGCUGCCAUGAAUGAGGAGAAAUCAAGUCAAAUUACUAAAUAAUCAGAUAACUCAGAAGUAAUAUUGCAAGUACGUGUGGCCAAAUGUGGCAGGUGAAGCUACUGCGGAACAGUGUGACUGAUCCCGUGGACGAGUCCUUCAUUUUGUCAAUAUGAAAAGGUUUUUUCACUAAGUGAAGAGAGGUUGACAAAUAGAAGAACUCAUAACUCUCCCGUAGGCGUUAUGUUUAACUA
Physcomitrium patens is the source of this 5738-nucleotide messenger RNA. RefSeq lists its product as uncharacterized. Gene Ontology annotation, cellular component: nucleus. Gene Ontology annotation, molecular function: mRNA binding; zinc ion binding. The record is from RefSeq and is a predicted model, not a curated record. Gene Ontology annotation, biological process: regulation of mRNA splicing, via spliceosome. Lineage: Eukaryota; Viridiplantae; Streptophyta; Bryopsida; Funariales; Funariaceae.